Messenger RNA from Thlaspi arvense, 1890 nucleotides. The record is from the annotation of a GenBank genome assembly. NCBI's taxonomy places the organism in Eukaryota, Viridiplantae, Streptophyta, Magnoliopsida, Brassicales, Brassicaceae.
AUGGAGCCGACAGGAGAUUUUGGAGAUACUUUGUGCAGAGAUGGCAAAGAAAGAAAAUACACAGGCUUGACAAAAUUGAAAAUUAUAGAAAAUCUUUUGAAACUUGUGUCUGAGAAGAACUUGCAGGGGCAUGAAAAUUCUUUAAACCCAGGUUCACAGUCUUCCUCUGCAGUUGGACAAAGGGCUUCCAAAAGACAGAGGAAAACUGAUCAUCCCAAUCGACUUCUGGUCACAGGAAACAGUAUUGUAAGUGUGAAUAAUGAUGGUGAAAAUGUUAAUGUUGUUGCUAUAUACUGCAAGAACUCAGCUUGCAGAGCUAAAUUAAGUCAAGUGGAUAAAUUUUGCAAGCGGUGCUCAUGCUGCAUAUGUCAUCAGUAUGAUGACAACAAGGAUCCUAGCUUGUGGCUAACAUGUAGCUCAGAGCCUCCCUUUCAGGGCAAUUCGUGUGGCAUGUCAUGCCAUUUGGAAUGUGCUUUGAAGAAUGAAAAAUCUGGUAUUGCGAAACAGGCUAUGGAUGGGAGCUUCUCUUGUGUGUCUUGCGGGAAAGUGAAUGAUUUGCUUGGAUGCUGGAGAAAACAAAUGAUGACAGCAAAGGAUACAAGGCGGGUUGAUAUAUUGUGCUAUCGUGUGUCUCUAGGUCAAAGGCUUCUUUCCGGUACCAGAAGCUAUCAGAAGCUUUAUGAAAUUGUAGAUGAAGCAGUAAAGAAACUUGAAGUGGAUGUGGGUCCUUUAACUGGUUUACCUGUGAGGAUGGCAAGGGGUAUUGUCAACAGACUUCCUUCAGGUCCUGAAGUGCAAAGACUCUGUGCUUCUGCAGUGGAGUCCUUAGAUUCAAUGCUUUCCAAAGUCAUUUGCCAUUUGCCAGAAUCCAAUUCAACAACCUCAAAUAUAAUCCUUUUUCAAGAUGUUUGUGCUUCUUCCCUCACUGUAAUAUUGGGUUCUGAAGAUCCACAACUGGAAAAUAUUCUGGGGUAUACCUUGUGGCAUCGUAAAGCUGAAGAUAUAGACUAUCCAGCAGAACCAACAUGCACAUUGUUUAAACCUAACAAAACAUUUUUACUGUCUGGUCUAAAUCCAGCCACUGAGUAUGUUUUUAAGGUGGUCUACUUUGAUAGCACUGGUGAGUUGGGGACAUGUGAAGUUCAUUUACAAACAAACAGUCCUAUAAAUGAAGCCCCCCCUGCAAAAGAAUUGGUAGUGGAACGAAGUGAAAGCCCAGGAAGUAACUAUAGCAGUUUGUCUAAUCCUUCUUCUGUGGAAGAUGAAAAUAACAACAUUGCUUCCUGUAGCAAAAAGAAUGAAAAUGGAGAGGACAAUGGUCAUAGCUAUUGCAAGAGCAUCGAGAAAUUUGUCCCUGCAAAUUUGUCUAAUGAAGCUCCAGGAGAUUCUGUGUCUUUGUUGGAAGUGGGGGUUGCCACAGGAACCAGUGGAGAAGCUGGCUUGCCCAUUACGCCUUGCAAGUUGGAGAAUAACACAAAGGAUGGGGUGGGAAGAAGUGGGAGAUUCAAACCUAGCAAUAAGGAUCUGAUAGUGGGUCUGGGAGAGAAGAGGAGCCCCAUGCUGGAAGCUCGUCAAAGAAGAGAAUGUGUGGAGAGACGAGAUGAAGAAAAUUCAGGAAAUGAAAGUAGGGAUUUUGAGUAUUAUGUGAAAGUGGUAAGAUGGUUGGAGUGUCAAGGGCAUAUUGAAAAAACCUUUAGGCAGAAGUUUCUGACUUGGUAUAGCCUAAGAGCAACGCAGCAAGAAAUGAGGGUUGUAAAGGUUUUUGUCGAUACCCUUAUCGAAGAUCCGGCAUCUUUAGCAGGUCAGCUUGUAGACACUUUUUCAGAAGCUAUUUCGAGCAAGAGAUCCUCUGUUGUGCCAUCUGGGUUUUGCCUGAAGCUUUGGCACUGA